Molecule: messenger RNA, 1508 nt
Organism: Olea europaea var. sylvestris
Lineage: Eukaryota; Viridiplantae; Streptophyta; Magnoliopsida; Lamiales; Oleaceae
Exons: 4
Coding region: 217-1398 (393 amino acids)
Cellular component (GO): plasma membrane
Source: RefSeq, a predicted model, not a curated record
AAAUGCUCUCUCCAAAUUUCUGAUGUGCAGUUUCGCAGAGUCAUGGCGCAAGGAUCAGAUAUAGCACUGGGGGUUAAAAAGAACAAACAGCUGGAAUCUGGGAUAAAAGAACACUUGCUCUGUCUUUUUCCCUCUCGUCGCAUUGUAUUUUAACAGCGUAUUCCAAAUUUCCAAUCCCGUGCUCUCUCUCUCUCUCUCUCUCUCUUGGUGGUAAAAAUGUGUUUGAUCUCAACAAAAUACAAAUGGGGUUCAGCAUUUGCACUUCUUCUGGCUUGCUCAGCUGCUGCACCAGUUGAAGAUGGCUUACUUGUUAAUGGUGAUUUCGAGACUGCUCCAUCUGGAGGCUUCUCUUCAGAGGCUGUAUUUUUUGGCGGCCCCUCCACAAUUCCCGGCUGGAAAUCCAAUGGAACGGUGGAGCUAGUAGAGUCAGGGCAAAAACAGGGCGGGAUGAUCCUCAUUGUACCACAGGGUAAACAUGCGGUGCGACUUGGCAAUAAUGCUGAGAUAAGCCAAGAAUUGAAAGUCGAGAAGGGCUCACUUUACUCUGUGGCAUUCAGCACGGCUCGCACGUGUGCCCAGCUAGAGUCUUUGAAUGUUUCCGUUCUGCCAGCGUCUCAGACCAUUGAUUUGCAGACUCUGUAUAGUGUGCAGGGAUGGGAUUCAUAUGCAUGGGCAUUUCAGGCAGAGGAGGAAAAUGUGCGGGUGGCGUUUAGAAAUCCCGGAAUGGAAGAUGACCCCACCUGUGGACCAAUCAUCGACACCGUUGCAAUCAAGAAGAUCUAUGUUCCUGGCAAACUGAAAAGCCUUGUGCGUUCAGGCAAUGCAGUUGUUAAUGGUGAUUUCGAGGAAGGCCCGUGGAUGUUCAGAAAUGCUUCUCUUGGCGUUCUUCUCCCAACCAACCUCGAUGAUGAGACAUCAUCAUUGCCCGGUUGGAUAGUUGAAUCGAAUAGAGCAGUCCGUUAUAUUGACUCCUACCAUUUCAAGGUUCCCGGGGGCAAACGAGCCAUUGAAUUACUUUCCGGCAAGGAAGGGAUUAUCUCCCAGAUGGUUGAAACCAAGCCAAACAAACCUUACACGAUGAAAUUUUCAUUAGGCCACGCCGGAGAUGCCUGUAAGCAGCCACUAGCCGUCAUGGCGUUUGCUGGUGAUCAAACCCAAAGCAUCCAUUACACUCCCAACUCGAAUUCCACAUUUCAGACCUCUAAUCUUAAUUUUACGGCCAGGGCAGAACGGACACGUGUUGCUUUUUACAGCGCUUAUUACAACACGAGAACUGACGACAUGAGCUCUUUGUGCGGUCCCGUGGUGGAUGAUGUGAGAGUGGAACGGUCGGCUUCUUACAAAAUUAGGCUAGGAAUUGAAUUGAUCUUGUUUUUUGGCUUCCAUUGGUUUGUUUAAGUUUAGGUCCAAAGGGAGUUCUGUUCUGGCCAUAUUGUCCUGUGUUGUGAUGUUCAUUUCUACCGUGAAGAAUUACUAGACAACUUAAAUGACAUACCCUUUUAAUGACA